Oxyura jamaicensis (ruddy duck) is the source of this 1438-nucleotide messenger RNA. RefSeq names its product gamma-butyrobetaine hydroxylase 1 (gene BBOX1). Gene Ontology annotation, molecular function: gamma-butyrobetaine dioxygenase activity; iron ion binding. The record is from RefSeq and is a predicted model, not a curated record. Bases 86 to 1387 code for a protein of 433 amino acids. Gene Ontology annotation, biological process: carnitine biosynthetic process. Gene Ontology annotation, cellular component: mitochondrion. Lineage: Eukaryota; Metazoa; Chordata; Aves; Anseriformes; Anatidae. The transcript has 8 exons.
GGCCGCUCUGAGGUGAGGGGACCCCUCCCGGCGGCGUCCGUAAUUGUGCAGGAGCUCUCCGUCUGGCGGUGCCGUGGAGGCCACGAUGUGGAGGCUGGCGGCUCACGUCCUGCAGGGGACCAAAGUCCACACCGUGCUCCAGGGCAGGCGUGUGCUCGCCGCGGCCACCCCACUGCCGUGCCACCGGCGGGGGACAGCGCGAGGGGCCCACACCAGCAACAUGAGCACGGCGAUACACAAGGUGGAGGCUCCGGACGCGGAGCACCUUGUCCGCGUGCAUUGGGAGGACGGGAGCGAGAGCCGCUACCCAUGCGUCUGGCUGAGGGACAACUGCCAGUGCCCCGACUGCUUCCUGAGCUCGGCCAAGGCGCGCAGGCUGCUCUUCGAGGACCUCGACGUUGACAUCGUGGCGAAGGAAGUCACUCUGACAGACAGAAAAAAGGUAUCUAUUACAUGGCCCGAUGAACACACAAGCGAAUAUGAAGCUGAGUGGUUGAAAAAACGAUGCUUCUCUGAAGCAGCCAGAGCAGAAAUGCGAGAAGAUCUGUUUUUACCAGAACGUCAGUACUGGGGCUCAGACCUGCAGCUUCCCGAAAUACCUUUUGAAGAAAUCAUGUACAAUGAUCAAAGUGCAUACCAGUGGCUGUGCACCCUAAAGAAAGUGGGAAUUGUGCUGCUAACUGGAGCUGCUGCUAGGCAGGGGGAGUUGGUUAAACUUGGCCACAGGAUUGGUUUCCUGCGUCUCACUUUUUAUGGACCGACUUGGCAAGUGCAAGACAAAGCAGAUGCUAACAACGUGGCUUACACCACCGGGAAGCUGUGCUUCCACACCGAUUACCCUGUCCUGCAGCAUCCACCUGGGGUUCAGUUUCUCCACUGUAUAAAGCAAACAGCUGCAGGAGGUGAGAGUGAAGUUGUAGAUGGCUUCCACGUAUCCAACAAGCUGAAGCAACAAAAUCCUCAAGCAUUUCAGAUCCUGUCCUCUACUGCUGUAGACUAUACGGAUGUCGGGGUCGACUACUGUGAUUUUGCCGUGCAGUGUAAGCAAAGGAUUAUAGAUGUGGAUUACAGAGGCCAAGUAGUUCGCAUCAAUUAUAAUAAUGCAACAAGAGACACAGUGUUUGACAUACCAGCUGAAAAAGUGCGGCCGUUUUAUGCAGCUCUAAAGGAAUUUGAUGAUUUAUUAAACAGCAGAGAACACAAGUUUACUUACAAGCUGAAACCAGGAGACGUAGUAACGUUCGAUAACUGGCGCGUGCUUCAUGGUCGCCAGAGCUUCCAGGUGGGAUCAGAGAUGACUCGCCACCUCGAGGGUGCCUACGCCGACUGGGAUGUGGUCAUGUCAAGGCUCCGGCUCCUCCGAAAGAGGGUCCUGAAUUGGGACUGAGCUUUCUUCUGACCAGAACAAGCAAAACUAGAUUGUCUAACCUCAGAAAAA